Messenger RNA from Nasonia vitripennis (jewel wasp), 7723 nucleotides. RefSeq names its product dedicator of cytokinesis protein 2 (gene mbc). The coding region runs from base 722 to 6694 and encodes 1990 amino acids. The record is from RefSeq and is a predicted model, not a curated record. Gene Ontology annotation, biological process: small GTPase-mediated signal transduction; cell migration. The transcript has 19 exons. NCBI's taxonomy places the organism in Eukaryota, Metazoa, Arthropoda, Insecta, Hymenoptera, Pteromalidae. Gene Ontology annotation, molecular function: guanyl-nucleotide exchange factor activity; small GTPase binding. Gene Ontology annotation, cellular component: plasma membrane; cytoplasm.
ACAGACAUCAGUCAGCAGCGGCAGCAGCAGCAGCAGACCAGCAGUAGUCCACAUGGACAAAAUUCCUUCGCACUUGAGAGCCGCUGCUGCAUCGCUGCUGCUGUUGGCUGUAUCGCGUGAUGCUGACGCGUAGUUUCGUGCAUGUAUUAGCUACACAAUCACACACACACACGUUAAAAUACGCUCGGUUUGUGGAGCGGCGGCCGGAGAGUGGGAGAAAGAUACGCGCGCGUCAAGUGCUCGGGCGGAUCGAGUGUGUAUAGAAGCUCUGGAAGGAGCGAGUGCGAGUGAGAGACACUAGUUGCAGCAGUGAGUAGCGUUGUAUCGUGUCGCGCCAGGCCAAUAUACACACAUGUAUAUACCAGCGCUAUACACUCCCCGCCUUUAAAUGCUGCGCCGUAAAAGCAAUUACUGUAAGCGACUCGACGACUAUACUCAGCAGCUCCUGCGUCGCAGCGGACAACAACAGCAGCGGAGCAGACUCUACUGUACAGGAGCAUGUAGCAUGUGCAGCCCCUCGAUUACCCCCUUCGAAGCGAAACGAUCUUCUGCCGAUGUCGCCGUCGCCGCGCAAUAACGACUGAGCCCAGCCCGUUUUUUACACGACUCCUCUCCUUCCUUGCCUCUCGUACUCUUGCCUAGCUGCGUAUUCGCGAGGACGGCGGCAUUAUAAUCGCUGGGACAAUAUAAGCGCCUAUGCGCGCCAACCGAUUCGCCGACGAUGAUGAUGACAGCGACAUGGAGAAAAGUCAAGGAACAUCAGAUGGGCGUUGCCAUCAGCAAUUUCACACAAGAAGAAGAUUUUCGAUUGCAACUCAGCGUGGGAGAUGCUGUUAUCAUAAAACAAGAAUGCGACGAAUGGUAUUAUGGUUGCAAGAAGUACGAUGGGAAAGAGGGGAUUUUCCCCAAAUCUUACAUACACAUCCAGCAGAAGUAUCCAAACAUGGAAUCACUUAUGAACGAAAUCACAAGCGUGCUGAGGGAAUGGGGAUACUACUGGAAGCAAUUAUACAUCGCUCACUCGGAGCACUUUGUAACAAUCCAACAACAGAUCCUAGAACUCAUAGGAUAUCGAAGCAAAAUUUUAAGUGGCACUUUGACAGUUGACGAACUGAAAGAUAUGAAGAAGCUAGCGACAUCAAAAAUAGAUACGGGUAAUCAGUUAUUAGGACUUGACAUGGUAGUCAGAGAUGAGCAUGGGAAUAUAUUGAAUCCAGAACAAACCAGUACGGUUCAAUUAUACUACAACCACGAGACUGCAGCAGAAAGAAUUAGGAAAGCAACAACUGAAACAAAGAAGAAAACAAUGAAAGCCCAAACUCCAGUUUAUUCUUAUAUAUUUUUUGUCAACAUCAGAAAUUUCGUUUGCAAAAUGGCUGAGGAUGUCGAAUUGCUACUGACUUUGUAUGACAGCAAAGAAAUGAGAGCCAUAACGGAAAAUUACGUUUUUUCGUGGAGCAAACAAGGUCUCAUGACUGACAUAGAUCAAUUGCACAACCUCAAAGUUCUCUUCACUGAUCUGGGAAGUCGCGACUUGUCUAGAGAGAAAGUUUUUUUAGUUUGCUAUGCUAUCCGAGUAGGAGGGAUGGAAGCCAAGGAUGUCGAUCACAGACGCUCAAGCGUUGUGCAGAAUAAUCAAAAAUUAAAAGGUCAUGAGAGCAUGAGAAGACCUUUUGGUAUUGCUGCUAUGGAUGUUACUGUUUUCAUAAAUGGCAAACUUGAAGGAGACCCCGAAAUGGAGUACUGCAUUCCAUUUUUACACUGUGAGAAGGAAAGUUUGGAUGGUACUUUGCGACGAAUUCUUACGCAAAAAGAAGUCAAUUUGCAAAAGAAUAGCAGUGUAGGAAACAAUGUAGGUCAAGGGCUUUGGUGCAGUUUAAAAUUGUUAAGAGGAGAUAUAAAACAAGUAAGAGAUGAGAAUCCUCAUUUAGUUCUUGGUAAUGUAUCAGUUGCUCGUAAAAUGGGUUUCCCAGAAGUGAUAUUACCAGGAGAUGUUCGCAAUGAUUUAUAUUUAACGUUGGUAAGCGGAGAAUUUAGUAAAGGUUCCAAAUCAACAGAUAAAAAUGUUGAGGUGACUGUCAAAGUGUGCAAUGAAGAUGGUGUGGCUAUACCAGGAGUGAUAACUCUUGGUGGAGGCGCACAAUGUAUUGACGAGUAUCGUAGUGUAAUAUAUUAUCAUGAAGAUAAACCCAGAUGGUGUGAAACCUUCAAGAUUGCAGUUCCAAUAGAAGAAUUUAAGCAAGCACACUUAAAGUUUACUUUUAAGCAUCGAAGUUCUAAUGAGGCUAAAGACAGAUCUGAGAAGCCAUUUGCUCUGAGUUAUGUCAAAUUAAUGCAACGUAAUGGUACAACUCUGCAAGAUACGCAACAUGAAUUAUUAGUUUAUAAGAUUGACAAUAAAAAAUACGAAGAAAACGAAACUAACUACUUGAAGUUACCAUCUACCAGAGAAGAAUUGAACGAGCUGAAUUUGGAGAAAAAACCCAGUAUUGGCCCUUUAAGUUUAUCUACAAAAGAUAACUUUUUAAUAGCUACAAACGUCUGUUCAACCAAGCUGACUCAAAACGUAGCUUUAUUAGGUUUACUCAACUGGUCUUCCUCUAAAACGGAUCUCAAAGAAUCCCUCGCAGCGUUAAUGAAAGUUGACGGUGAAGAAGUAGUCAAAUUUUUACAAGAUGUCUUGGAUGCCUUAUUCAGCAUUUUAAUGAGCAAUACAGAUAUUGACGAUUACGACGAUAUGGUUUUCGAGUGCCUUCUUUACAUUAUAGGAUUAGUUUCUGAUCGUAAAUACCAACAUUUCCAGCCAGUUUUAGAUUUAUAUAUUUCUGAAAGUUUUUCUGCUACUCUAGCUUAUAAGAAACUGAUAGCAGUUUUAAAGAAACGUAUUGAAAGUGCUAGCGUUAAUGACGGUCAAGAGAAGGACUUACUGUUAAAAACUAUGAAGAAUCUGCAGUACUGCAUGAGAUUUAUCGUAGAAUCUCGGCUUCUGUUCACUGAAUUAGAUCAAGAUGAGGAAGAGUUUUCGCAAACGCUCACGGAACUUCUGAGAUCCAUUGUUGACCUUAUGAAAUACGAAACCGACGGAACUCUUCUAGUUCAAGGAGCUUGCUUAAAGUAUUUGCCGUCCACAAUACCUCACCUGCUCAAAGUUUACAAUGGAAAACAGUUGAGCAUGAUUUUAAUCGACUUACUUGUCACUCUUCCCACGGGGAGGCUGACCAAGCAGAAAAUGAUGACCGUAAACGACAUCGUACACAGUAAACUGUUUUUGACUGCGGAAUACAGGCAAAUUUUACUGCCAAGGAUAACCAUCCUUGUACGAGACCUUUUGGAUGCUAAGGAAGAGGGACUGUUGGGUAAGCCUGGCAAGAGCGUGGCGAAGGUAGCCAAGCUGCUCGGUGAAAAUAAGCAUCGACUGAACCAGCACCGCGGCUACUCUGAAGAGGUCGAGCUCUGCGUGAAGAUCUUGUCGGACGUGCUAGACCUCACCUUCCGAAAGGACGUCGGUAAUACCGCCUCGGACAUCAAGGAGAUCAUGCUGACGGCUCUCAGAACUAUUAUACAAACCGAGAUAAAUAUGGACAGGGAGAAUCCUUUGGUGGGCAAUUUGGUUUCCGUCAUGCUGUCGAUAUUCAGGCAAAUGACUGAGCACCACUACAAGAUCUACAUCCAGAACUUCGACACGCAGUUCGACCUGUUGGACUUUCUCAUGGAGAUACUGAUGGUCUUCAAGGACCUCGUGUCCCGGAGCGUCUUCCCCAACGACUGGUGCGAGAUGAUAAUGUUGCAGAACAGUGUCAUCCUCAAGGCGCUGCGAUUCUUCUCGACGACCAUUCGCGAGCUGUUCAACAAGGAUUUCGAGCAGCAGGCCUGGUCCAAUUUCUUCCACUGCGCCAUCGCCUUCCUCACUCAACCGGCUCUGCAACUCGAAAACUUCACGCAGGCCAAGCAGAAGAGGAUACUCGAGCGCUACAAGGACAUGCGCAGGGAGACCGCAGUGGAGAUUCACAAGAUGUGGAUCAGUCUUGGGGUUAAGAAAAUACUCUUCGUCCCGGCACUCGUGGGUGCUAUACUCGAGAUGGCUUUGAUCCCGGACAUGGAUUUGCGAAGAGAUGCGGCUAUACCGAUAUUCUUCGACAUGAUGCAGACCGAGUACUUCCGCUCCAAGUACGUCGAGGGUUUCAGCGACAAAAGGACCACGGGAAAUAUCAGGGCUAAUUUCAAUGAAUUCGAGAACGAAAUGAUUGCUAAGCUCGAUCACUUGGUCGAGGGCGGAAAAGGCGAUGAGGACUUUCGCGAUCUCUGGGUCAAAGAAAUGACUCCGCUUUGCGAGAACCACAACCUGUUGCGCGAGCCGGGGCUUCGUUUUGUUGAAACGGUGGCUAAACUGAUGGAUCACCUGUUGCAGUAUCGGGACGUUAUUCACACAGAGUCCCAGGAACACAGAAUGCUCUGUACGGUCAAUCUUUUGGAAUUUUACUCCGAGAUAAAUAGAAAUGAAAUGUACAUUAGAUACGUCAAUAAGCUAUGUGAACUACACUUGGAGUGCGACAAUUAUACGGAAGCUGCUUACACUUUGCAACUACACAGUCGAUUACUCACUUGGAGUGAUCAACCCUUACCACCAUUGCUGAAAUCUAGCAGAUAUCCGCAUUGCCAGACUCACCGUGAGUUGAAGGAAUGUCUGUAUAAUGACAUAAUCGAUUACUUUGACAAGGGAAAAAUGUGGGAGUCUGCUUUGUCCGUUUGCAAAGAGUUGUGUGCACAGUACGAGGAGCAAACUUACGAGUAUUUGCAGUUGUCUGUACUUUUGAGGAGAAUGGCCAAAUUUUACGACUCGAUAGUUAAGCAACUAAGACCAGAACCUGAAUAUUUUCGCGUGGCAUAUUACGGACGCGGUCAUCCGGCUUUUUUGCGCAACAAAGUUUUCGUCUACAGAGGAAAGGAAUACGAAAGGCUCAGUGAUUUUUGCUCGAGAACGCUGAAUCAGUUACCGAGUGCAGAACAAAUGAAUAAACUGUCUCCUCCUAGUGAAAAAGUUAUGGAAUCUAAUGUGCAGUAUGUGCAAAUCAAUAAAGUAGAACCGCUUAUGGACGAAAAGAAAAAUAGGUUAAGUGGAAAACCUAUUACUUCCGAACCAGUUUUAAGGUAUCAUCGCGUGAAUAAUGUACAAAAGUUCCGUUUUUCGAGACCUGUUCCACGAAAAGAAAAUGGCGAUAAAGAAAAAGAGGCAGGAAACGAGUUUGCCUCACUUUGGCUAGAGAGGACCGUGUUAGCUACUAGUCAUCCACUGCCAGGAAUACUUAGAUGGUUCCUUGUUGUUUCAAGUAAAACAUACUCGGUAAGCCCGCUAUGCAACGCAAUCGAAACAAUGGAAGCCACCAAUUCAGCUUUAAGAGAUCUUAUUAUUUCGUACAGAGCUGACAACAGUCUACCGCUGAAUCCACUGAGUAUGAAACUCAACGGAGUUUUAGACCCUGCUGUAAUGGGAGGUAUUGAUAACUAUGAGAAAGCAUUUUUAAAUGCUGAAUACAAAGAAGCACAUCUUGAAGAAAGUAAAGAUCUCGAGAAGCUAGAAAAUUUGAUAGCCGAGCAAAUUCCUUUACUUGGCGUUGGCGUCCAAUUACACAAGUCACGAGCAUCGCAUGAACUCGCACCUUUCCAUCAGCGGCUCGAACAAUGUUAUGCCACUAUGCGAGCGCAGGUGGAAGCCAAAUAUGGAAAAAGGACAUGCGAUUUACAAGUGGAAAUUCCAACUCACUCGGUUACUAUGAGAAGGCAUGUAUCGAAAGGAGACACCAAUUGUCUAUCCGAAACAAGCACCGUAAGCAAUGAUUGCGGUACGCGCUCCAGAGUUACUUCACUUACAAGAACACAAGUUGCUGCUCUAAAGUCUCUAGCAACCUUCAAUUUCAACAACAGUUCCUCUAUCUCGGGAUUACCGAGCGUGGGGUUAACAAGAAAUAAUAACUCGACACGCUCGCAUAUCUUGUCAACAACGUCGUUACAAAAAGCACUCGGUAAUUCUAAUACUGGCACAAGUAAGAAGAAAGAUUCCAAACGACGAAGUUCUCGAAAGAGUGAGAAUACGCCAAAUUCCAAAGCGGAACAGCCCACAAGCCAAUGGUACACUAUGCCGGAGCCAAACAUUCAGUGCCAAACGUCACCUCUCAUUUCUGCUUCGACACCCAGUCUUCCCUCAACUCCCAUAUUCGAACUCAGACAGGAGCUAACACCAACGCGACCACUGAGAUCGGAGGCUGAAAAAGAGCGCCGACUGAGCAAUCGUUGGUCAGGUCAGUCCCAGACGUACCUACGUUCGACGAGUAAUGGCUUGGAUACGCACAGUUUAGGCAAAGGGAACCGUGACAGCGUCGGUACCACAGACAGUACGGCGUCGGAAGACGAUCCACCGCCACCGCUACCUCUGAAAACUCGCGAGGUCGACUACUGCAAUCUGCCGGAUGACAGUUCCUUUAACUACUGCUCGACUAGUAGUCUCGUUAGUCUCAGUCGGGCUGUUGUUUACCGUCCAAAGAGCAAACUACCGGUGCCGAUUGACGCUUUGGAUGGUCAUAGUAAACCGCCUACGCCACCACCCAAGCCUAAGAGACCACUCUAUGCCAUGACCAAAGCUCCACUCAUUUCGCCGAGCGACUCAGAGAGUUCAAACCAGGACUCGUCAACGGCAUGACGACUCCCUUCGCGACUCUACCUAGCCAUAUAUUAUUAUUACCUGAGAUACUUGUAGCUGUUACUUCUUAGCCUAACUAGAGCAUUUUCCGUUUCUAUCGAAUGCUAUUUUCGCAAGAGCAAGGCAAACACAAAGUUGAGGAUAAAUAUUUUUAUCGUAUUUUUUAUAGAUAACGUUUUUAUGAUAACUAUUGUAAAUUUUUUAACAAAGCGCACAAUUUUUAUAACUCUUUUAUAUAACAAGAGCUGCGGCAUUGAGGAACCAUGACGUUUUGAUACUAAUUUUUAAACGAAGGUACCCGAAAAUUCAGUGGAGAAUAUCAAGAUUGGGUCCUUUAUUUUUACCACGAAUGCGUCUAUUUAUAUUGACAAUAUUUUUUACGAUAAACGAACGCCUACAAACUAUUUUAGUAUUAUUGAAAGCAUCUACGUUAACAACGACGUAACUAACUUUGAAUAAAGUUCAUUAAUACUCAGUUGGUUCGUAUACAUACAUACUUUAACGACCGUGCAAUUCAUUGUCAUAAAAAAUUUUAUUAAGCGUAAAAUUUUAUACGUUCCAGGGGCGUGAGUCUUAAACGCUUAACUUUUUCCCCUAGUAAAUUUGUUAAUUAUUUAUUUUUUUUUACGCAGUACGUGAAUACUACUAUCUUUCAUUGUCAUGCCAAAGAAACCAUUGUUAGUAUUAUAUAAUAAUGUCAGCUGCAGUCCUUUAAAAUUAAGGCCUAGUAUUAUAUGAAAAGAGGUCCCGAGAAUUCAUUGCUUAGCAACGCCAUAGAUUCGAUGAUUGAAAAUAUAAAUUCACGCUAGUCUACCGGAUAAUGCGAAGUUUCCGUGAUGAGUGUAUUCAAAUAUGUGCCGAAAUUGAAAGUUAUCACCGUGCCAUUUUAAUAUGUAGAAAGCUUUUAUAGUUCAAUAUUUUUUAGGGACCAGCUAAUUGCGAAUUGAUGAAUAAAAAUAUCUAGAGCUACAUUUGUUUAUUGUUAUAAAAUGUCAUUUUAUACAUAAUAUAUUGUCAUACUUCAUGAAA